CCUGGGGCUGGGAGCUGGACUGUCCGAAAGCUCAGCCUGUCUACGGAACGUCUGCGGACACAAGUCGUCUUCCAGUGCCCAUGGCCAGCAGCAUCACAGACGCCCAGCUGCCCUUCUCCCUGGACAAGUACCACGUUUCUGAAGAGUAUGGCUUCAUCCUGCCGGCACCACUGGCAGAACUGCCUCCAUACUACCAGCCCUGGAUGGACAUUGCCCGGCACAUCACAGAGCUGAUCCAUUCCCACAAACUGCGUUCCCACAUCCACCAGAUGCCCGAGCUGGAUGCCAGCUUCCUUCAGAACCACAGAGAGCUGCGCCUGGCACACCUGGUGCUCAGUGUGAUGACCAUGGGCUACGUGUGGCAGGAGGGUGAGAACGGCACUGUGAAGGUGUUGCCCAGAAACCUGGCUGUUCCUUUGUGGGAAGUGUCCCAGCGGCUGGGGCUCCCCCCUAUCCUGACCCAUGCAGAUGGAGUGCUGGCCAACUGGAGGAAGAGGGUCCCUGAGGGUCCCUUUGACAUGGAGAAUCUGGAGCUGCUGGUCACCCUUCCAGGGGGAGACAGCGUGCGGGGGUUCUUCAUGGUGACCCUGCUGGUGGAGCUGGCUGCUGUGUCAGGCAUAAAGGCCAUCCCAGAUGUGAUAAACGGGGUACGCCGUGGUGACACUGCGAUGGUGACAAGGGCGCUGGAGGACAUUGCCGAAGCCACCUCCAGCAUGACCGAGGCACUCAGACUGAUGCACACAUACGUUGAGCCAGCGGUCUUCUAUGGCAUCAUGCGGAUCUAUCUGUCCGGGUGGAAAGACAAUCCUUCUAUGGUCGAGGGGCUGGUGUAUGAAGGGGUACAGGCUGAGCCCAUGCAGUUUUCAGGAGGCAGCGCUGCGCAGAGCAGCCUGCUGCACUGCUUCGACGAGCUGCUGGGGGUCACGCACGAGCCGCAGAGCGGUGCCUUUUUGCUUCGAAUGAGGGACUACAUGCCUCCCGCUCACAAGCAGCUGAUCCAGGACAUCUCGUCCGGCCCGUCCCUGCGGCGCUUUGUCCUGGGCCAGGGCAGCACACAGCUGGCGGCAGCCUUCCAGCGCUGUGUGUCCCAGCUGCUGGACCUCCGCAGCUACCACAUAAACGUGGUGAGCCGCUUCAUCACCGUGCCCGCCGCCCGCGCCCGCCAGCUCCGCAGCCAGGGGGAGGCGGACCAGGAGGGCACCCUCAGCAAGGCCCCCACCGCCCUGGAGGAGAGGGGCACCGGAGGGUCGGGCAUCAUGAGCUUCCUGAAGACCAUCCGAGACCGGACCAAGGAGGUCUCCCUGCCGCCUUCAGACACCGGCUCAUAACCCCUGUCACAUGUUCUCUGCUUUGAUUUCUUUCUUGUUCUUGUUACAACAAAAAUAAUCUACUUGC
Messenger RNA from Megalops cyprinoides (Indo-Pacific tarpon), 1395 nucleotides. RefSeq names its product indoleamine 2,3-dioxygenase 1 (gene ido1). Gene Ontology annotation, biological process: 'de novo' NAD+ biosynthetic process from L-tryptophan. The transcript is spliced from 10 exons. Gene Ontology annotation, molecular function: L-tryptophan 2,3-dioxygenase activity; metal ion binding; heme binding. The coding region runs from base 81 to 1328 and encodes 415 amino acids. The record is from RefSeq and is a predicted model, not a curated record. Lineage: Eukaryota; Metazoa; Chordata; Actinopteri; Elopiformes; Megalopidae. Gene Ontology annotation, cellular component: cytoplasm.